GAUUUCUGGUACUUAUAAAACAACAACAGACUCAGGACAGUCUCAGUCAAGGAGUAACAAGUGUUUCACCGAGAUUGAAAAAACCCGUGAUCAAGGGACAAAUCCUAGAAGAAGCAUGGAUCGAUGGAUCGGGAAAGUCGCCGUUGUAACCGGCGCGAGUUCAGGAAUCGGCGCCGCGGUGACCGAAGCCCUUGUCAGGAAGGGUCUCUUGGUCGUAGGUAUCGCCAGGCGGGUAGAGAGACUGGAAAAGUUAUCAGCGAGUCUUGACGGAGCCAAAGGGAAGUUUUAUCCUCGAAAAUGUGACGUCGGCAAGGAAUCGGAUCUACUCAGCGCAUUCGAGUGGGUGAAGACCGAAUUGGGGGGCAUCGACAUUCUCGUUAAUAACGCCGGCGUGGUCAAGCACUGCAAAGUGAUGGAUGACAACAUCGACUCCUACCGCAACAUGGUCAACGUUAAUUUUAUGGCAACGGUGAUCGGCAUGCAUAAAGCUGUGGCUUCGAUGCAGCACCGAAAAGUCUCGGGUCAUAUCGUCAACGUAAACAGUGUUCUUGGACAUUCGAUUGCCGACCUGCCGAUGCCAGUCAGCGUCUACCCAUCCACUAAAUAUGCCAUUACGGCAUUGUCGGAAGUAACACGCAAGGAACUGGCAGCUGAUAACGUCAGGAUAAAAGUAACGAGCGUCAGUCCAGGCUUCGUCUCGACAGAAAUAUUCGAAACUGGAGGCUUAUCUGAGACCGAAAAAUUGUUUCAACGUACUCCGCAUCUGCAGCCGAAAGACGUUGCCGACGCAAUCGUUUACGUUUUGGGUACACCGGAAAAUGUUCAGAUUUCCGAGCUAACAAUCCGGCCCAUUUGCUACAUGGAUCGGUGGGUCGGAAAAAUUGCUCUGGUCACGGGGGCCAGCGUCGGUAUCGGUGCUGCUACGGUCGAGGCGCUUGUCCGAGAGGGUCUCAAGGUCGUAGGAAUAGCCAGGCGAGUCGAGAAUAUCGAGAAACUCCGCGAAGAGCUUAAAGACGAGAAAGGGGAACUGUACGCGAAAAAGUGCGACGUCUCGAAGGAGGAGGAAAUCCUCGCGGUUUUCGAAUGGAUCGAGGAAAACCUCGGCGGCGUCGACGUCCUCGUUAACAACGCCGGGGUGAUACACGCGGCAAGUCUGACCGACGGAGACACCGAAGGGUUUCGCCGUUUACUGGACGUCAACGUCUUGGCAGUCGCUCUGUGCACCAGGGAAGCUGUACGACAGAUGAAAGCGCGCCAUGUCGACGGUCACAUCUUCAACAUAAACAGUAUAUUGGGUCAUUACAUUUUCAAUCCGUUCGAUAUCUACAGUUUGUAUCCAAGCAGCAAGUUCGCGGUGACCGCGAUGACCGAGGUGGUCAGAAAGGAACUCAUCACAGCGAACACGAAGAUCAAAAUAACGAGUAUCAGUCCAGGAUUAGUCGGGACAGAAAUAUUUAGUGCUUAUGAAGGGAAACCGGAUGCAGAUCUGAUGAAACUACAAGUAAUGCCUAGACUGAACUCGGAGGACGUAGCCAACGCUAUCCUCUAUGCACUCGGCACUCCACCGCACGUUCAAGUAUGUGAGCUGAUAUUACGUCCAGUUGGAGAAGUGUUGUAGGAUCUGUGGCCCGAGACGUGAACUAUAUAUACUUACAACGAUUGGCGUCAUGAGUCUAUUGGUACUACGAUAACGUAAUCAGCGCUGCUACAUCUUUUAUGCAACCAUCUCCGUUGAUACUUUGACUAUAAGAAUAGUGAUAAAAAAUCACGAUUCUUUUAUUAAGAAAGGAAGUGUUUUCUUUGAUGAAGAAAGUGAAUCGAAUCAUGUGUGUGUUUCCCUUUUUGGUUCCACGGUGUCCCCGAGUCGGAGACGUACAGGCUUAAUCGGAGCGUCAGCGUUUGGCUAGACAGUCACUAGACCGGAUCAGCCCGCUUGCGAUAAUAAUCUACUACUGUACAGAUUUUAAUGUACCUUGAAUUUCGAAUUAAUUAGUGCUGAUAAAAAACACCUGCGGCCAUCGCAAAAUAUAAUACCAUCGCUAAGCUCAUCCAUGGGCGCUCAAAGAAAGUCACCUAUGGUAUAUAAUAUCGUCGAGCCGAAGCUGUAACGUAAAAUAAAAGCUAAUCGUACCCGUUCGUCGUUAGGAGCCGUAAAAAAAAAGUAAAUAAAUCCCCUUAUACGUUGGGAAUACGUUCAGUUAUUCUGAUACAUUUCAAUUAAUUCGAAAAACAUCUGAGGCUGUAAGCUAUCAACAUAUACGUAUGUUGUUAUCAUGCCUAAAAAUCGUUGCGUUAUUCGCAAAUUCAAGUUAUUUUGGUAUCGUUUGUUUAACUUUUAAAUUAUACACAUUUGCGUGUUUUGAUUUAGUCUUUUAAUAGUUCCUUGUUCAUAAAAAUUGCAAAUUCACGUCUUUCGUACAGUGAAAAUUUUGUACGUGAUCCAAGCUUCAAUCAAUAACUCUGUAUCCAGUGAUUAUUUCCUUUCAAUAUUACUGAAGAAUUAUUAUUAUAAAAAAUUUAAAAUCUCAUUCA
Molecule: messenger RNA, 2532 nt
Organism: Neodiprion virginianus
Lineage: Eukaryota; Metazoa; Arthropoda; Insecta; Hymenoptera; Diprionidae
Product: dehydrogenase/reductase SDR family member 11-like
Exons: 11
Coding region: 116-1618 (500 amino acids)
Source: RefSeq, a predicted model, not a curated record